AUGAAGAGCUGGUAGGUGCUGAGCUCUCCUCUAAGCGGCAGCGCAGCACAGCAGACGGGAAGCCUCUCCCGGACAAAUGGCGUCCCUCCAGUGCGAAGCAGCUGAUUUCCUACCGAGCACGGCAGCAGGAACGACGGAGAGGGCCUGAUCCCAGGCGCUGCAGGCGACAGUAGCAGGUCAAAUGUUUCCAGCCCGCCGUUGGAGGGACACAUAAUGAAUAUGGGCAUCACCCCUUCAGAGAUAUCCUCCUCCUCCUCUUCCUCUUCUUCCUCCGCCUGACUGGUUGGCCGCCUCUUCGUUAAUCCAAUUCAGGAGAUCAUCUUUUCAACCUUUCCUGAGGUUACACCAUCAAGACGGCGUUAUCUCAGAAAGCCAGCUCUGUGGCAGUGAAGAUGACCACGGCACGGUACCGUCCCACCUGGGAGCUGGCCGUGGACCCUCUGGUCUCGUGUAAGCUGUGCCUUGGAGAGUUCCCUCUGGAGCAGAUGACCACCAUAACACAGUGCCAAUGUGUCUUCUGUACACUGUGCCUGAAGCAGUAUGUGGAACUCCUGAUUAAAGAAGGCCUUGAAACUGCAAUUAGCUGUCCAGACUCUGCCUGUCCCAAAAGAGGACACUUGCAGGAAAAUGAGAUUGAGUGCAUGGUGGCCACGGAGAUGAUGCAGAGAUACAAGAAGCUCCAGUUUGAAAGGGAGGUGCUGCUGGACCCGUGCCGGACAUGGUGCCCUUCCUCGACCUGCCAGGCAGUGUGCCAGCUAAAGGAGUCAGAUUCUCCAGCGCUGCCCCAGCUGGUCCAGUGCGCCGUCUGUGCCCUGGAGUUCUGCUCGGCCUGCAAGGCCAACUGGCACCCCGGGCAGGCCUGCCAGGAGAACAACCUGCCCAUUACCUCCUUCCUACCAGGAGAAAACAGCUCUUUCUAUAAGAAUGAAGAGGAUGAUGCACCAAUCAAGCGCUGUCCUAAAUGUAAAGUUUACAUCGAGAGGGACGAGGGCUGCGCACAGAUGAUGUGCAAGAACUGCAAACAUGCCUUCUGCUGGUACUGUCUGGAGUCCCUGGAUGAUGACUUUCUCCUGAUCCACUAUGACAAAGGGCCCUGUCGAAACAAACUGGGCCACUCUAGGGCAUCUGUUAUCUGGCACAGAACACAGGUUGUGGGGAUCUUUGCUGGCUUUGGCCUGCUCCUGCUGGUUGCCUCCCCCUUCCUGCUUUUGGCCACUCCUAUCGUCCUCUGUUGCAAGUGCAAGUGCAGCAAAGGUGAUGACGACCCUUUGCCAACCUAAACCCAUAAGAGCCGGAGUGGAGAGCUGCUCCAAGGAUGGGCCAUCUGUUUUUUCCUUUUCACCCCUUUACAUUCUUUUCCUCCCACCAGCUUUGAGUGCUUCAUGUUUUGGGCUGAGCCUGCACCAGCCCCCGGCCGCUUUGGGAUCCAUUGCUCUGCAUGAGAGAGGCAUGGUAGAAAAGCGACCCCACACCUUGGCCAGAAGAGAGAUGCAGGGUCAAAGGUCAGAGGAGGUCAGACAUAUCUAAGGACCACUGUGUCUGUUUGUGUAAGACGUUGGUGGUUUGGGGAUGUGAAGGAAGACUGGGCCACUUUAAGUGGCCUUACUGUGGGUUACUGUGGUGUGGUAUUUUGGCGAGUCAUUGCAAAUGAAAAAUCUAUGUUAAGAAACGCUUUUCUCUUGUAUGGACAAUAUCAUGCAGGAGCCACCUUAGGAAAAAAAAAAGUUUCCUUUUUUUUUUCUUUUUUGCUCAGUUUUGUCGGUUUGUCGUACGCAACAAAAGCUUUUUUUUUCCACCACUACACCUGAUGUAGCUCUACAGAUUCAGUCAGUAGCAUUAGAGUUACACCACGCAUGUUUGGUGUUCACUCGGUUUGCACACAGAACGUGUCUUCUUUGUCAUGUUCAUGACUGAGGUAGAGAUGGGAGACUGUUGUCACUCUCAACUCAAUGUACAGCACGUCCUCUUGAUGAUGUCAAUGUUUUAUAACCUGUCGCUUUUAAUAGAACUGUGCUCAGAGUUGUGUCUAUAUGUUGUACUUUUGAGUGUUUUCCAAACUGUUAGGUACACGUAUUAAAGGGGACUGCCACUCGAAUCUAAAAUUGCUCUUAUUUUCUGUGGUCAGGUUUUUGUUAACUAUCAGCCUAUGUUUUAUUUCCAGAUUUUCUUUUCGGAAUUAUUGUCUCCAUCUCUCCUAAUCCAUUUGCUUUGACAGACCUUCAGAAGUUAUACACUGGAUUCAUCUUUUUAAGAAAGAUUGUAAUUGUGUCACAGAUUUUCAUGAUCCUAGAUCCAGAAGUUUCCCUAAUUGAGUGGUGCUCCCCUUUAAGUUGAGCAUUGAUUUUAAAGUCUGUCUGAGGACUUUGUAUCCACAUGUUGUGGAACCAUUUUAAUACUUCACCAAAAGAGAUGUCACUCCUCUAAUUCUCAGUCCCCAUGUGGUGGUUUUAGCCAAAUAGCAGUGAAUAGCCUUAAAUUGAGAAUAGCCAAAAUCAGGCAUUUCCCCCUGUGCUUUAAAAAGAGUUCAAAGUCAAGGUCCAAAUACUCCCAGGGAAAGCAUGUUUAAAGGCGUUUUUAAAGCAUAAUAGAGUGUCAGUGAAGCCCUUUAUAUUCAGAUGAUUCUAUGAUGUCAUCCAUAUGCCACACUGUUAAUAGCCAUACUGUUAAAAAAAAAGAAGGAAAAAAACCCAGUUGUCCUCAACUGAUGUUCUGUGUGACCUAGGGCUUGUAUUUCCUAAGCCUCUUUGAGCAGGAGUGCUGAUCAACAUCCAUCCAAACAUUUGAAACUUAACUCAGAUCAGAUCUCCAACUCUUUGAGACUUAACAAAUACCUGCUGGCCCAAAUUGCAAACUUGCAUACGUUAGUGGUCCAAGUGUUGAUGUUUCGUUUUGUUGGUAGGUAGACCUCCAACAACAAGCAGCUAUUCCUCGCAGGGACGUGAGAUAUGCCUAUAGAGUAAAUAUAAAAGAAUGUUCCAUUUUUGGGCACAUAAUUAUGAAGCUGCUCUAUACUAUAUCACUUUAUCUAUGCAAGUUUGUACAUUACCAUUCUUAAAAGGCGAUCGAUCAGUCAUAAUCAGCUGUAUGUCAUGGGCGGGAUUCUGCAGUGAAAGCUGCAGAAUGUCAUGAUACAUGUGCAUAUCAUGGCUUUUAUUUAAUCAGGGAAUUGUUCAGACACUAUCCAUUUUACUUUCAUCAUCUUCGUUGCUGUUAUCUGUCUUCUAGCUGUAUUUUCUAGCUUGAAAUCCUGGACAGAAUUUGGCCAUUUUUCAUCCAUUAAUGUUUUUUGAUGUUUGUUUGUUUGUUUGUUUUUUUGUUUUUGUUUUUUUUUUUUUUGGGGGGGGGGGGUCCAUCUUAUUUUAUUUUUCUUUUUUUUUCCUGAACAACUCCACUAAAACUGCUCUUUCAUGUUGCGUCUGUUAAAGGGAAGAAAGGUGAACUUAUUUGCUUAUAAACAGAUUAUUGAGUUUUGCUACCAUGCAAAACAAUUCCAAUGUUUUCAAUAAGCCAUUGACUUUAUCCCUUUUCCUGGUGUAAUUCACCGGUGUUCAUGUAGCAUUUGAUGAAACGCAUGGCUACAGUUACCAAAAAAAAAGGUGGUCAGUCGUUACCAACAGUAGCUAAUCUAAGCUAAAAGUAGCUAAUCAUCUGCAACUCCCUCCUGUCCUCAUAAAUUUAGAUAUUCCACAAUAAUCCUUUUUAUUAGUAGCCUUAAAUUUUGAGUACUUUACCUGUAGCCUGUGUUGCUUUCACUGACCUCACCUACUGUAUGAACAUGAUGAUUUGAUAUCAAAGCCAGUCCAAUUUUCUACUUUUAAAGUUUAGUCGCUAAACCCUAGGCUAAUUUAAUUCCAAAAGCUUUUGUUGUUUUCAUGACAAUCGUGCCAAGCAGAUUUCCUGGAAGGGAUAAGGAAACAGAGCUGUCUACUGUAUGUGCAUUUUGACCAUGUAUUUGUAAUGUAUUAACAGUUUUUACAGGGUGGAAAACAUUUUAAUGCUUCUUUAUGUAAGCGCUGCACUGUAUAUGGGUUUCAUUGUUUUACUUCUUGAUAUGAUCUGUGAUGUGUCUGGUAUGGUGCCGGCUGUGUUUAGCGGAGGAGCUGAAAUCAAUGUCAACUCAACGGAAAAGAUAUGAGAGAUUGCAACUGUACUUUUUAAGGGUUUUCACAGUUUUAUCUAGCAGGGGUCUGAUAUCAACAGGAUAAAAAUGAAUUGAAAAUAUUUUAAUUUAAACAAAAAAAUAUCAAAGUCUUGAGCAGGCACAAACUAACAAAAGUCAAAUAAAAUCAUGGCUUCUUCCAAUUUUUACACAACUUUCUUCUUGACCUUUAUCUUUGCUGGCACCACUGAACAGAUAGAUACUGUAUUAUGCAACAAACACAAAAGGGCCAAACAGCAUACAUUACAAUCACUGCAGUGUCACGUUGCUUAAUUACUCAUUUUCUGGGGCCAGAAGAGGUUUGUCAGGGCUCCAUUUUAAAGGUUUAUAAAAUCACUUAACAUCAGCACAGGUGUUGGAAUAGGGCAGUUUGGCUGAGUUAGAGGCCUGCCUCUGAUAUUUGGCCCUUGAUUGGUAAGUAAGGUAAAGUUUAUUUUACAAAGGCUCUAAUUUGCAACAAUCCUAAAAUCGAGUUUGGUUACCUGCAGCAAUUUAUAUUUUAUAACCUGUUGUGUCAAGAGAUGAAGCUGCAUGAUUUUUCUCUGACUUCUACAUGUGAAAUAUUACUAUAUUGUAGCCUCUAAAGAUCUUUGGAAUGGUAGCGUUGUCACCUUUUCAACCAAACUGUCCUUUUAUUUUACUUCCUUUUUUUUUUUCAGACAUGCCUGUGUUACAUCAUAGUUGUUGUAUUUACAUUAUCUUUUUUAAGGGUGAAAUUCUUCAGGCCUGAUUGGUCAAUUAAAUUUCAAUCAGUCACCUCAGUCCAGUGGAUUAUUGUCAGAGGAAACGCUGUCUGUACACAAGGCUUCUGUGUUUAGACACGGUAAACAAUAUCUCUAGUUUAAUCAGUAAUUGAAAGUUAAUUGACCUGGCUGACAACAAAGAAAUCAACAUUCUCAAAUGGCAUAUUUGGAUCAGUUCUGUACAACUUUAGACUCGGCAUCUCAGUAUAUCUCCAGUUCCACUAACACUGUGACACCAGGUAUUAAAGGUUGAUGUUUUUUGUGA
This is a messenger RNA of Toxotes jaculatrix (banded archerfish), 5167 nucleotides long. RefSeq names its product ring finger protein 144aa (gene rnf144aa). The transcript is spliced from 9 exons. The record is from RefSeq and is a predicted model, not a curated record. Gene Ontology annotation, biological process: positive regulation of proteasomal ubiquitin-dependent protein catabolic process; protein polyubiquitination; ubiquitin-dependent protein catabolic process. NCBI's taxonomy places the organism in Eukaryota, Metazoa, Chordata, Actinopteri, Toxotidae. Gene Ontology annotation, molecular function: ubiquitin protein ligase activity; zinc ion binding; ubiquitin conjugating enzyme binding. Gene Ontology annotation, cellular component: Golgi apparatus; cytoplasm; ubiquitin ligase complex. Bases 393 to 1280 code for a protein of 295 amino acids.